AUGGCGACUGGCGAGAUGUCACCAUGGGACGGCUGGUGCACAUCACAGUUAAAGAUUAUCCUUCUUGGUGGCAGAAACUCUGGAAAGAGCUCUGUGGGGAACUUAAUCCUGGGCAAAGAGGAGUUUGUCACCAAAGAGAGGACCUCGUGCUCCCGGAGGCUGGGUGUGGUGGCCGGUCGGUGGCUCACGGUGGUGGACACUCCCGGCUGGUGGUGUGACUUCAGCUCUCAGGACACAUCUGAGCUGGUGAAGAGGGAGAUCGUAAGCAGCGUCUCUCUGUGCUCACCAGGCCCACAUGUAUUUCUAAUCACAAUCAAGGCGAGCUCAGGCUUCUCUGAGAAGCGUCGGAGGGCUGUGGAGGAGCACGUGGCACUGCUGGGUGAGAGGGUGUGGAGUCACUGCCUGGUGGUCUUCACCUCUGAUGACAGGUUCAAACACACAGAGCCUGAAGAGCUCAUUCAGAGGGGGGGAAAGGCCCUCCGCUGGCUCAGAGAGAAGUGCAGUCAGAGGUGUCACAGUGUUAUCUCGAGCGAUGAUACUGAAGAGCUGAUGGAGAAGAUACAGCAACUUGUUGCAGGAAAUGGAGACGGAGUGUUUGAAAUGCAGGAAAACAUUUUACAGGCGACUGCAGAGGAGAAGAGGAGGGUGGAGGAGAGGGCUCAGCAGAGGUUGGUGAGGAUGAAGAAACACAGAUCUCUCAUGAGAGAGAGGUUGCGGCCGGUUACUAAUAUCCGGAUUGUGUUGGUGGGAGCAAAGGGUUCUGGGAAAACCUCGGUUCUGAACACAAUCCUGAGCAGAGAGGGCAGCCAGCGGGUGAGGAGAACGGCCCGGUGCGAGGUUGGAACAGGAGUGGUGUUUGGGAGACAGGUGACCGUGGUGGACACGCCGGGCUGGUGGAUGAACUACUUCUGUGACGAGAGUCCCGUCUUCGACCGGAGGGAGCUGGUGCUCAGUUUGUCCCUCUGCCCUCCGGGGCCUCACGUCUUCCUGCUGGUGAUCCGUGCGGACAGAGCCUUCACCGAAACCUACAGGAGGGCGGCGCAGGAGCACCUCCAGCUGAUCAGCGAACACAUCUGGAGUCGUGUCAUCGUGCUGUUCAGUUUCGGGGACUGGCUGGGAGGCACGACCACGGAGCAGUGCAUCGAGAGCGAGGGAGAGCCUCUGCGGUGGCUCGUUGAAAGAUGCAACAACAGGUAUCAUGUCCUGAACAAUAAAACUAAAGGGGAUGGAUUUCAAGUCAGAGAGCUGAUUGGGAAGAUUGAGGAAACGUUGGCCGGCUGCAACGCUGGCCAGCAUUAUGAAAUGGAGAGGGAAGUGGUGGAACAGCUGGAGGUGAAGAUGAAGAGAGAGGAGGAGAGAGCCAAGGAGAGACUGAGGAGGAAGGAGAAACAAAGACAGAUGGCGAAGGCUCAGCUGGAGAAGCUCAACCCUCUUCCAGAACUGAGAAUAGUGCUUGUUGGCGGCAGGAAAACAGGCAAGAGCUCAUGUGGAGACACCAUCCUGAGCAGAGAGUGCUUCCACACAGAAACCAGAACCACUUCCUGCUCCGAAAAACGAGCCAAAAUCAGCGGCAAGACGGUGGCAGUGCUGGACACGCCGGGCUGCUUCUCUGUGACCUCUGACCUCCUCGUGGCAUCCUGUGCCAUCCUCCUGGUGGUCAAUGUGAGCGCCUCGUUCAGUAGUACCCACAUGGAGGCCAUGGAGAAACAGCUGGAGGCAGGAGGAGGCCAGAUGUGGAGCAGAGCCGUGGUCCUGUUCAGCUACGGCGACUGGCUGGGCGACACGAGCAUCGAGCAGCGCAUCGAGAGCGAAGGAGAGCCGCUGCGGAGGCUCGUUGAGAAGUGUGGGAACAGAUAUCACGUCCUGGAUAAUAAACACCGAGACGAUGGAGCUCAGGUUGACGACCUCAUCGAACUGAUGGAGGAGACGCUGGUUGGAGAAAGGCUGGCGAUUCUUCAAAGAGGUUAUCACAUGUGGAAAAGUGUUUCAUCACAAGAUGCAACGCCGUGUCAAAAAGAUUUGAAGAUGGUCACAAGCUGCAGACAUCAGCUGUCCCAUGACCUGAUUCAAUUAGCCAAUCCCACCACUCAAACACCACUAAACUACCCAGGAGGCCCAGGAAAUGGUGGUCAGAUAGUGGCACUACCAGCAGGACGGACUGGACUCAACAGCCUGGACAGAGCCAGCUUCCUGUCCUGUUUAGCCUCUAUGUUCUCUGGUAAAGAAGCACUGAGGUGGACUAUAAAUCUGCCUGUCUGGUUCCCUGCUGAUGAUCUUCACCUGAACGGUGAACGCCGUCUGUUCUCAUCCACACAUCCAACGAUGCUUCUGGUUUUACCUCAAACACAACGCAGGAUGCUUGCGGAGGACAUCAGUGUGCGUUCCCUCUGCCAUCCUGCAGUGAGAGAGCGGACUCUCAGGAGGCUCACUGAGUCCGGAGGUCUGCAGGCGCUCAUGGACCGGUGGGACGACAGCAGCCUGGAGGAGCUGGAAGCCUUCAUCGACUCGUACUUUGAGAUGAUUUGGGAGCAAACAAUGGGGUCAUUUCAGGAACCCGUCUGUCCCACCGCAGAGCAGGAUGCUGCUGUCGAGGAGGAGGCCGGACAGCAGGACGUGCUCUCAUCCAUCGACAGGAAACUCUCAAAGCUGGAGCUCCUGGAGGACAUCAAGAGGGAUCUGGCCGAGCUGAGGACGAGUCUGGACAGCAGCUGGAAGGUCAUACAGGAACUCAGAGAAAAGAGUAAACAGGAUGAAAACAACACAUGUUGAUACACAAAGUGAUCAAAGAUGGAGUAAAUAGUUAUCUCAUACUGUCCAAAUUAAUUUAUGUUUUUCUGACUAAGAAGUAAAAAAACAAAUAGUCAAAAGAUGUCUUUGACUGAAGGAGCUACAUGUUUGUUAUGAUGUGUUUGUUUGAUUAGCUGUAUUUAUCCACAAGGGGGAGCUGUUGUAUAAGAGUAGAUUGUCAUGUGGCUGCUGAAACAUCAGGUCUGUGGUGAUGGAAGUACUCACAUCUUUUAUUUAACCCUUGUGCAUCACUGGGGACAUUUUUGUCCUCAAAGACAGUGGUUCCUAAACUUUUUCUAAACUGAAACAAAUUAUACCACGGACCCCCAUUUGAUAAUAUUUUGUCCCAGGGUCCCUCGUCUGAUAGGACUUUUGCUUUUAGAUGUUUUAUUACAGAAAGUGUAUGAAACCCAAUGACCAAAAUAGUCAUUGUGUUACUCAUGGAUGGAAUUAUAGUGAAAACAGAUUAUUCCCUGGACUCCUUGGAACCCCCUCAAGGACCUCUGAGGGUCCCCGGACCCCAUUUUGAAAAUCACUGCCCUAAGGACAUCAGAGAAACUUAAAGUGAGGCACAAGAAAGUAGCAAUACCACAGUGUAGAAAUACUCUGUUACAAGCAAAAGUAAUGCAUUCAAAAUGUAAGUAAAAGUACAAAAAUAUUACCAAAAGUACCAAAAGUAAAAUUACUCAUUAUGCAGUAUGACCCAAUUCAGAUAAUGUAUAUGAUAUUAUUGGAUUAUAACUAUUGAUGCAUUAUUGUGUUCAUCACUUUAAUAUUGCAGCUGGUAAAGGUGGGGCUAAUUUUAAUUACUUUAUUAUCCAUAAUUAUGUACUUUACACU
Messenger RNA from Sebastes umbrosus (honeycomb rockfish), 3627 nucleotides. Its product is annotated as GTPase IMAP family member 8. Bases 1 to 2769 code for a protein of 922 amino acids. Gene Ontology annotation, molecular function: GTP binding. Lineage: Eukaryota; Metazoa; Chordata; Actinopteri; Perciformes; Sebastidae. The record is from RefSeq and is a predicted model, not a curated record. The transcript has 5 exons.